AAACAAAAACCAUUUAAUCCUUAUGCACGAGGGAUAGAGACAGAGAUAUUACUUCAACAGUACGGCACAAAUCUCCAAAGGCACGACGAAUAUUUGUGUUAUUUGAGUUUUGACUUAAUCUUCCCAAGCCAAUACAAAUCGAGAGUGUGGCUUGUUUCUCACGGCCUUUGAAUUCUUUUUUAUCUCUAAAGUUGUUGUCUUUCUUUUAUCAUCAAUUGUGUGUUGUUGACAUUGUUUCUCAGCCAAAGUUUGAGACUUUGGAUCGAAUCACUUAUGCCCAGAUGAUCUCUGCAUGAUUAAUCACAAUUUCUUUUUAAAAAAUUGUUUAGUCUUGCACUAUUUAAGGUUUGACCGCUUCUACAAUAAGAUAUGCACUGAAUGUGUUCGACGAAAUGACUGAGUGAGAUUUAACUUUCAAAUAUUUUGACUUCGUGCGGUUUCUUUUUUCAACAGAUUUACCAAAGAGACAUGUUGAAGCGACUCGAGAAAGUAGGUACAUUGAAUUGCUCUUAAUUGAGAGAACUGAGAUUAUUCGAGAAAUGGAAAGCUUAUGUAACAUCCAGCCUUAUUCUCAAGCUAUGGCUAUGCAGCUAUUACCACGUCAAGUCCUUUGUCGAUAGGGGUAACUUUGAGCUCUCCUGGUGGAUCAUAUGAGCUUGGUUUCUUCAGUUCUAACAACUCUGGGAAUCAGUAUGUUGGAAUCUGGUUCAAGAAAGUCACUCCUCGGGUUAUUGUUUGGGUGGCUAACAGAGAAAAGCCAGUCUCUAGUACUAUGGCGAAUCUCACAAUCAGCAGCAAUGGAAGUCUUAUCUUGCUUGAUAGCAAAAAAGAUCUGGUGUGGUCAUCUGGAGGAGAUCCCACAUCUAACAAGUGUCGUGCUGAGCUUUUAGACACCGGAAAUCUUGUCGUCGUAGAUAAUGUUACUGGAAAUUAUUUGUGGCAAAGUUUUGAGCAUCUUGGUGAUACAAUGCUACCUCUUACAUCUCUCAUGUACGAUAUUCCUAACAACAAGAAACGUGUGCUGACUUCUUGGAAGAGUGAGACCGAUCCAUCGCCUGGGGAGUUUGUAGCUGAGAUUACACCACAAGUACCCUCGCAAGGCCUUAUAAGGAAAGGCUCGUCACCUUAUUGGAGAAGCGGUCCAUGGGCGGGAACAAGGUUCACUGGGAUACCAGAAAUGGAUGCAUCGUAUGUGAAUCCAUUGGGAAUGGUCCAAGAUGAAGUCAACGGCACAGGAGUUUUCGCUUUUUGUGUUCUGAGAAAUUUCAAUUUGUCAUACAUCAAGCUAACGCCAGAAGGAUCAUUGAGGAUUACACGGAAUAAUGGAACCGACUGGAUCAAGCACUUUGAGGGUCCGCUAACCUCGUGUGAUCUAUAUGGUAGAUGUGGACCUUUUGGCUUGUGUGUGAGAUCCGGUACUCCAAUGUGCCAAUGCUUAAAAGGGUUCGAACCAAAAUCAGAUGAGGAGUGGAGAAGUGGGAAUUGGAGUCGUGGAUGUGUGAGACGCACAAACUUAUCUUGUCAAGGAAACUCUUCUGUAGAAACGCAGGGCAAGGACAGAGACGUAUUCUAUCAUGUAUCCAACAUAAAGCCUCCAGAUUCAUACGAAUUAGCAAGCUUUAGCAAUGAAGAACAAUGCCACCAAGGCUGUCUCAGGAACUGUUCUUGCACAGCCUUUUCCUAUGUCAGUGGAAUAGGAUGUUUGGUGUGGAACCAGGAGCUGUUGGACACAGUGAAAUUUAUUGGCGGAGGAGAGACUCUUUCCCUUCGUCUUGCACAUUCUGAAUUGACUGGAAGAAAGCGAAUCAAGAUUAUCACUGUUGCCACUCUCAGCCUUUCUGUUUGCUUGAUUUUGGUGCUUGUUGCAUGUGGGUGCUGGAGAUACAGAGUAAAACAAAAUGGUUCAAGUCUUGUAUCCAAAGACAAUGUAGAAGGCGCUUGGAAGAGUGAUUUACAAUCACAAGAUGUCUCAGGUUUAAAUUUCUUUGAGAUUCAUGACCUACAAACCGCCACGAAUAAUUUCAGCGUGUUAAAUAAACUCGGUCAGGGUGGAUUUGGUACGGUUUAUAAGGGGAAGCUUCAGGACGGAAAGGAAAUAGCUGUAAAACGUCUUACUAGCAGCUCUGUACAGGGCACAGAGGAGUUCAUGAACGAGAUAAAACUCAUCUCGAAAUUACAACACAGAAACUUGCUUCGGCUUUUGGGAUGCUGCAUCGAUGGAGAAGAGAAGCUAUUGGUCUAUGAAUAUAUGGUGAACAAAAGCCUUGAUAUCUUUAUAUUUGAUUUGAAGAAAAAGCUUGAGAUUGAUUGGGCUACGAGAUUCAAUAUCAUUCAAGGAAUCGCUCGUGGACUUCUCUAUCUCCAUCGUGACUCAUUCCUCAGAGUUGUACACCGCGAUCUGAAGGUCAGCAAUAUUCUCUUGGAUGAGAAAAUGAACCCAAAAAUAUCGGAUUUUGGAUUGGCUCGGCUGUUUCAUGGAAAUCAACAUCAAGACAGCACUGGUAGUGUUGUAGGCACUCUAGGAUACAUGUCUCCCGAGUAUGCUUGGACUGGUACGUUCUCUGAAAAAUCCGACAUUUACAGCUUCGGAGUUCUGAUGCUCGAAAUCAUCACUGGCAAGGAGAUUUCAAGUUUCAGCUAUGGCAAAGAUAACAAAAACCUUCUUUCAUAUGCAUGGGACUCGUGGAGCGAAAACGGGGGAGUGAAUCUACUGGACCAAGAUCUUGAUGAUUCUGAUUCAGUUAAUUCAGUUGAAGCAGGAAGAUGUGUUCAUAUUGGUCUGCUCUGUGUUCAGCAUCAAGCUAUUGAUAGACCAAACAUCAAACAAGUUAUGUCAAUGCUGACUUCAACAACGGAUCUUCCUAAGCCAACACAACCAAUGUUUGUAUUGGAGACAAGUGAUGAGGAUUCUUCUCUGUCUCACUCUCAACGCUCCAAUGAUCUCUCCUCUGUUGAUGAAAACAAAUCUUCUGAAGAGCUAAAUGCUUCCUCAUGAAUGUUCCAAUCGGAUUCGUUCACGUGGACUUGCGUUGUUUUGUACAAAUUGUCAGUUGUGGAAUAAAUCAGUGAUGUAAAUUGGCUUCAUAAUCUGUAAAUUUACAUUUACCCUUCUCUUAUAAACCUUUUUAAUAUUCUUAUAGGUAAUUUUUGGGCUACAAAUUACUUGGAUUUGGU
This is a messenger RNA of Arabidopsis thaliana (thale cress), 3174 nucleotides long. Its product is annotated as S-locus lectin protein kinase family protein. The transcript has 9 exons. Gene Ontology annotation, biological process: recognition of pollen. Bases 773 to 2995 code for a protein of 740 amino acids. Gene Ontology annotation, molecular function: protein serine/threonine kinase activity; protein serine kinase activity; ubiquitin protein ligase binding. Lineage: Eukaryota; Viridiplantae; Streptophyta; Magnoliopsida; Brassicales; Brassicaceae. Gene Ontology annotation, cellular component: plasma membrane. The record is from RefSeq and is marked reviewed.